AUGGCAGCGAAGGUGUUAAAGGGCUACCUCUUUGAGGCAGUCAUGCAUGCUGCACUGGCGACUGGCGGCAAGUUCGAUGUGUUGCCAUUGGACCCGAAGACUCUGGAGCGGGGCAAGGAGGAGAAGCUGGAUAUCCCGGAAUGCAAGCAGUAUAACAUCUUCACAGACAAUGAGGUCCAUGGUAUGAUGAGCACUAAGAUGGACACAUACUUGAGGCCCAAGUCCUCCAACUUCCCCGUCAUUGAUGCUCUUAUGGUGCUGGCAAUGUACCUUUUCCAGAUGACUGUGUCGGCUAUGAAGGAAAUUAAUGCUGAUGACCUCGAAGACGUGUUCAAGCGACUCGGCAUCUCUGCUCCGGGCCAGGAGGGCCGCCAACCCAGCCUUUACUUUGUGGUGGAUCCUAGCAUCUACAACAAGUUUAAGGUGCGGGCAGGAACGAAGAAGAGGAAGGCCUGUGAGGAGCGAGAGGCUGCCUGGCCGCCCGACCCCAAAAAGCAUGAGCGGUCAGCCAACACCCGGUUGUAUAUUCUGCGUGGCUGUAGCAGUUGCUCACCUGGCGGGUCGACUGGAUAA
Molecule: messenger RNA, 573 nt
Organism: Volvox carteri f. nagariensis
Lineage: Eukaryota; Viridiplantae; Chlorophyta; Chlorophyceae; Chlamydomonadales; Volvocaceae
Exons: 1
Coding region: 1-573 (190 amino acids)
Source: RefSeq, a predicted model, not a curated record